AUGGAUGGUCAUCUUGGAAUAGCAAGAAUUACUUCAAAUAAUGGCAAUUUGAUAUUUCAAACUGGUAAUCGGAAGAAUAUUGAAUUCAAGACCUCAGCAUUUGGAAAGAUUAAACUAAAUAAUCAUGACCUUCAACAACUAUCUAUGCAGAUUAGAAAAAAUAAAGAUGACAUUGUAGAUCUGAAAACAAGCCUUCAGAAUGCUUCUGAUGAAAUCAGUCAGCUAAAUAAAAAAGUGUUCCAUACAUGCAUUAGCAACCCUUGUCAGAAUGGUGGAACAUGUCUGAAUCUCGUUGACUCGUUUUUCUGUAUCUGUCCAAAUAAUUGGAAGGGACCUACUUGUUCUGAUGACAUAAAUGAGUGUGAGAUCUAUGCAGGAUCACCACUAGCAUGCCAGAAUGGAGCAACAUGCACGAAUACACAAGGCAGUUACAGUUGUAAAUGUACUCCGGAAUGGUUUGGUCCACAUUGUAAUUCCAAAUAUGACGAUUGCCAAGGUGCCUCCCAAACAAGAUGUGAACAUGGCAUCUGCAUUGAUUUAAACAGAGUUCAGCCAAAUCAGCCUAAGUAUCACUGUAUCUGUGAAGAUGGGUGGAGUCAGCCCUCUAUUGGCUCAGCUUGCAGUUCUGAUAUUGAUGAAUGCAGCCUUCCAUUUCAACCCUGCUCAACAAAUCCUCCAGUAUCAUGCUUAAACUCCCCAGGUUCUUACUCUUGUGAGAACUGCCCAGCAGGCUGGAAAGGAGAUGGUCAUAGGUGCCAGGAUAUCGAUGAGUGUAAGACCAAUUCUGCAGCACCAUUUGUCCAAUGCAUUAAUGUUUUGGGAUAUUAUCAUUGCGGUUUAUGUCCACCUAGUUACCAGGGUGAUGGGAAAAUCUGCACCCAGAUUGAUUUAUGCUCCGAGAACAAUGGAGGAUGUCAUUGCUUGGCAUCAUGUACUUGCAAUCCAGGUGACAACGAUCCGACUUGCACUUGUCCAGCUGAUUAUUUUGGAAAUGGCCAUGGAGACAAUGGCUGCAUUCCUGUCAAUGAUCUUUGUCAACACAGCAACCCGUGUGUGAAUGGCCAAUGUUUUCCCAUAAAUUCAAGUUAUAAAUGCAUUUGUGCUCUCGGAUGGGCUGGAAUCAACUGCACUCUGAACAUUAAUGACUGUACCAGUAACCCAUGUCAGAAUGGAGGAAGCUGUACUGAUGGCAUCGCUGCUUACACUUGUACUUGCACGAGCAACUGGACAGGGCCAGAGUGUCAAAUACAACAGCAAGUUUGUUUCUUCUACAUUUUUAAUUCUUCAGCUUGUGGUGGCCAUCUCAAUGAAACCUAUGGUGUUAUAAGUUCACCGGGUUAUCCAGGCAACUACCCACCGAGUACUGAUUGCUACUGGACCAUAUCGGUCAGCCCUAAUUUACUGAUCACUUUUGCAUUUGGACUCCUUCACUUUGGAAGCCAUCAGAAUUGCAGCUCUGCUUACCUAGAGAUUAGAGAUGGUCUGCUCGAUCAAGAUCAUAUCCUUCACAGGUAUUGUAGCAAUGAAAGCCCUCCCCCCUUGCUGACACCUGGCCCUAAUGCAUGGAUCCAUUUCCACAAUGACAACAAUGUCAAUGGCCAAGGAUUUCAUGUUGCAUACAUUACGUUACCAGCUGAGCCUGGCUGUGGCGGAAUGUAUGAAGAUAGUGAAGGCAUUCUCACCUCCCCCAAUCGGGCUAAUUCCUAUUCCAGCAGCCGAGAGUGUAUUUAUGUUAUCCAGCAGCCCAAAGAGGAGCGCAUCCACCUCCAAUUCACAUACGUGGAGUUGGAAUUCAAUGACAACUGCUCCUUGGACUACAUUGAGGUACGUGAUGGCGAAGCAGAGACAGAUCAUCUAAUUGGCAGAUUCUGUGGUUCCAAAGCCCCAGCACCCAUAACCACGAAAGGCAACAAAUUGUGGCUUAAGUUUAAAACACAUACCUCUGUUGCCAAAAAAGGAUUUGUGGCAGUAUAUAAAGUUGCAUGUGGUGGCAUUCUUCAUGGCAAAGGAGUGAUCCAGUCUCCUUAUUAUCCCAAUCCAUACCCACAUGACAGAAGCUGUGAGUGGGUUAUCACCCAAUCACAAGGAUAUAUUGUGACCCUCAAGUUAAUCUCCUUUGAUACUGAGAAAGUUGUAAACUGCAGCCAUGACUAUAUAGAGAUCAGAGAUGGUGCUGUUGAAGACUCUCCACUCAUUGGGAAAUAUUGCGGUGCAGUACUUCCACCUACAGUAUGGUCAAUACAGCCGUCCAUGUACAUCAAGUUUAAGAUGGAUUCUAAUGAGGCUAACAAUGGAUUUCAAGCAGAGUAUGAAUCAGCAAAGAAAGGAUGUGGUGAGAUUUUGACACAAUCAGUAGGUACCAUUGCUAGUCCUGAACAUUCUGGAGGAUAUCCACAUGAUGGCAAAUGUAUCUGGUAUAUCUCGGUUCAGGCUGGACAUGUUAUCCAUUUGGCAUUCAUCUCCUUUGACAUGGAUAUCAUGAACUGCAGCAAGGAAUAUGUUGAAGUGUAUGAUAAUCAUCUUAACCAUGGCAGACUAAUAGGAAGAUACUGUGGUUGGUCUGUCCCUCCAUCUCUAACCAGCAGUGGCAACUCAAUGAGCCUGCUUUAUGUGUCUGAUUCAAACGCACCAACAGAGGGAUUCCUGGCAAUGUAUGAUUCCCUUGAUGCUUCAACAGAAUGCAAGGAAGAAUUCUUUGAAUCCACUGGCACAUUUACAUCUCCAAACUAUCCAAAUGGCUAUUCCAUAUUCCAAGAAUGUAUCUACAUAAUUAAUGUGGAAGAGAACAAGCAGAUUCUGCUCAACUUUACUGACUUUAAAGUAGAAGGUUAUCAAGCCUGUACUUCUGCCUAUGUUGAAAUUAGGAAUGGUGAAUAUGAAACAUCUCCUCUGGUUGGUCAGUACUGUGGAGGAAAAGCCCCACCACUCAUCAAGUCCCAAAGUAACAGUCUAUGGAUUAAAUUUAAAUCAGAUAAUAUUUUUGAACACCAUGCAUUUAGCGCUCACUGGAAUGGUACUUCCACAGGCUGUGGUGGAACUCUCACAUCAGCAACUGGUAGUUUUACCUCUCCCAACUAUCCAAUGCCAUAUUCAAACAACGCAGCAUGCUCGUGGCUGAUUCAAACCAAUUCAGGCAGUGUGAUUGAACUACAAUUUGAACAAUUCCAUUUGGAUUCCAGCACUGGAUGUAUUACUGAUUACUUAACUGUUUAUAAUGGAAUCAAUAUAAAUUCUCAGAUUUUGGUUAAAUUGUGUGGCAAUCAAAUGCCAGCAUCAAUUCUGUCUUCCAAAAACAACAUGUACAUAGAACUUCAAACUGAUAGCUCAGUAGCCACAGGGGGAUUUCUUGCUAAAUAUAGACACAUUUGCCAGGGAGGAAUCAUUGCAGAUCAUAGCAAGGGAGUUUUGGAAAGUACAAACUUUCCUCAACCUUAUCCACCGAAACAAGACUGUAACUGGACUAUACAAGCAACAGCUGGGAGCACCAUCAACUACAUCUUUAGUGCCUUUAAUCUGGACUUUAACAGUUGUCAGUUGGCUUGGCUUAAGCUAUAUGAUGGACCUAGUGCCCAGUCUCAUCUUAUUGGCACUUACUGCAGGAAUACUUUGCCACCAUCAGGAACAACCUCUGGCAGCAGCCUGCAUGUGGCAUUUCAUUCGGAGUCGUAUUUUUCAGGGAAUGGAUUCCAGAUGCCGUGGUUCCAGAAUGGUAAGAUUACAACAAUACUGGAGAAUUUGCAUACAUUUUCUGUCUGGCCUCGAUGCCAGCUGUUUCCUUUCAUCUCUGAGGCACCCUGCUUCAUUGCUUCAAGGCGAUUUUGUCGUCUUUCCCAGUUUUCCAACAUCAAAUUCAUUAAAGUUAAUUUGGCUGUCACAGUUGCUAAACUCCUAUUUAACGUUAUUAUUUCCCAAUUAUAUGUUCCUGCUUUUGCUCCACAAUGGCUAAGCCUGAGUCACGCUCCAACGGCGUCCUCACUUCCACGUGUCCGUCCUCGUCCGUCGGUCGGCACCAUCACCGACUGCCGCACCGACUUCUCCACUAACACUGCCGGGUCCUCUACGGACGCCUCUGUGGCAGCAAGCCAGGCUCCAGCCACGGGCUCUAAUGACCCACGAGGCUCCAUCUCCGACUACGAAGUUCUGACCUGCAAGGUCCGGGCUCCGACCCACGUGGCCCGGGACGCGAGGAUCCACUGCCGGCCUGCGAGGCUCAACCGCCGGCUUGCGAGGCCCAGGCGGCGAGGCUCCAGCCUCUGCUUCUCAGCAGCAGUUGCAUCACCUCCGAAAGGCGUCGACCUUUUUGUGUAUUUGCCCUCCAGCACAGGAAAUCAUAUCACUGUUCAAAUUAAGACAUGUUCAAAUCCCAAUGGAAGAGCUUUCAAUGCCACCUGGCACAGAGGUUGUGGUGGAAUUGUUACAGCCCCAACAGGAGAGAUCCACUCACCAAACUACCCAAAUCCUUAUGGGAUUAAUGUGGAUUGUUCUUGGGUCAUCAGUGUCGAUACGCACUACAGCAUCUUCAUUCACUUCUUGGACUUUGAUCUUGCACAUCAGCAAUCAUGUGAUUAUGAAUAUUUAGCCGUUUAUGAUGGUUCAAACGAAGCAUCGCCUUUGUUGAGGAAGCUGUGUGGAAGCAAAGAUCCAGAAGCGAUCACCACCAGUCACAAUGUAGUCUACAUAUAUUUCCACUCACUAAACAGUUUUGACCAUAGAGGGUUCAGACUGAGGUUUAAUAAAGUGUGUGGGUCCUAUAUUGUUACUGAUAAUAACGGUGGAACUAUUACAUCACCUCUAUAUCCCAACAACUAUUCAAACAAUCAGAACUGCACCUGGACAAUUCGAGCCCAGAAACCAUUUAACCAUGUUACAGUCUCAUUCAGCGACUUUGCAAUUGAAAACAGUGGGGCAGGCUGCUCAGCAGAUGUUCUGCAAAUCUUGGACAGAGACAACCAUGGGGCUUCUUCUGUCGGUCGUUAUUGUGGAAGUACUAUCCCUCAUCCCAUCACCUCAUUCAGUGAUACCUUACUUGUCAACUUCAUCUCCAAUGAUGUCCACUCAUCCAGAGGCUUUCGAGCAAUUUAUGCUGCAUCAAUGUCAGCAUGUGGCGGGAAGUUUCACAUGGAAUCUGGAGCAUUCAAUAGUCCUAACUAUCCUGAAAAGUAUCCACCCAUCUGUGAAUGCAUCUGGUAUAUCAUCAGCUCCCCUGGUAAUCGUGUCCAAAUCUCCUUCAUAGAGUUUGAUAUUGCAACUGGCAAAAAUUGUUCAUUGGAUUACCUGGAAAUUCGAGAAGGAAAUGCCACCGGGCAGCUGAUUGGACGUUUUUGUGGCAUUACCUUACCUGCAAAUUUAACUUCAGUUAUCGGACACAUCCUGUGGGUAAAAUUUGUCUCUGCUUCAUCAUCUCCUCAGCCUGGAUUCAGGGCCGUUUUUUCCCAUCUGUAUGGCAAUGAAAUUGAGGGUAUCCAAGGUCAAAUUUCAUCUCCAUUAUGGCCACUGUAUUACCCACACAAAAUCAACUAUCACUGGACAAUUAGUGCUCCGGCAUCCUACAUCAUCCAUGCCAGUGUACAAGAGUUGGACAUUGAUGCGCUUGACAGAUGCACAUAUGAUAAGUUAAUGUUCUUUGAUGGUCCUAAUAUUCAUGCACGUCAUAUUGGAACAUACUGUGGUUCUGAACUUCCUCCAGUUAUGUCCUCCACUGGAAGCACUCUUACUGUUCAGUUUAUCAGUGACUCCACUAUCAAUGGAAAGGGUUUCCUGCUGGAAUGGUUUGCAGUGCAACACAAUAAUAACCCAAAUGCAACACCAACUCUCCAACCAGGUUCAUGCGGUGGAGUUGUUGAGACCAGAGAGAGACCAAGCUUCCUUUUCUCACCUGGCUGGCCCGGUGGUUAUGAAACACAUUUGGACUGUUCUUGGAUUAUUUGGGCGCCGCAGAACACAGUGCAACUCAACAUCUUGGCUCUGGAUAUCGAACCAGAUGCUUUAUGUCAUUAUGAUAAACUGGUCAUCAGAGAUGGUGACAAUAACCUCUCUCCAAUACUUGCCACUUUGUGUGGCAGAGAGUUACCUGGAACCCUUCGAUCUACUGGUGAAGCAAUGUUCCUUCGAUUCACAUCUGAUGAAUAUACUAGUGGUGGCGGUUUCAACGCUUCUCAUCACAAGACUUGUGGUAACCAUCUUACUGCUGUACAUGGCAUUAUUACUUCACCCAACUAUCCUCACACAUAUACUCCAAACCUCAGUUGCACCUGGCAUGUGGAUGUUACCAGUGGAUUCAUUAUUGCUGUCCACUUCAAUCAGCCCUUCCAAAUUCAAGGCACUGGAAACAAAUGCACAAGUGGUGAUUAUUUAGAAUUAAGGAAUGGACCUGAUAGGUCUUCCGCCCCUUUGACCUCCCAUGGAAGGAUCGGACGCUAUUGUGGUGAAAACCCUCCAACCACAAUGUACACUACAGACAAUCAACUAUUUGUAUACUUCAUUUCUGAUGGGAUUAAUGAGGGGCAUGGGUUCAACUUCACUUAUGAGGCUUCAAAUCUUGAAUGUGGAGGUGAAUUGACUGCAGUGUCAGGAACUAUCACCUCUCCAAACUACCCACACUUUUACCCUCACGGUCGUGAAUGUCAAUGGAGAAUUACUGUGCAAGGUGGACGCAGAAUAACGCUAAUCUUCAAUGACCUUCGAUUGGAAAUGCAUGACCAAUGCAACUACGAUUAUGUUAGUAUUUACAAUGGACUUCACCCUAGUUCUCCAAGGUUGCAGAAGUAUUGUGGCAUCAUUGCGAAUGGCACACAAGUCAGGUCAUCUGGAAAUACCAUGCGAGUUGUUUUUGUAACUGACACGUCAACUUCAGAUGGAGGCUUCAGUGCAACCUACACUUCAGAGGAGGACGCAGUCUGUGGUGGUAUACUAAUGGGCCCAGAUUCUGGGGACUUUAGUUCUCCCAGUUAUGAUGGCACAUCCAACUACAUAAAUAAUCUUAACUGUGAAUGGGUCAUCCAGAACUCCCACAUUGCAAAUUCUUCAAUUUAUAUUCAGUUUACCAGUUUUCACCUUGGACAAGAUCCAGUUUGCCAACAGGACUACAUUGAACUCCGAGUUGGAGAUUCUAAUGGUGAUUUAGUUGCCAAGCUAUGUGGACAGACUGCUCCUUCACCACUGCUUAUCCCUUUCACACAAAUAUGGGUUCAAUUCAUAUCUGAUUCAUCAGUGCAAGAUCUUGGUUUUGUUGCCAAAUAUAGCUUUACAGAAUGUGGUGGCAUUCAGACCGGGGAGAGUGGAUUCAUUUCAAGCCCCAAUUUCCCAUCACCGUACAAUCCUUUGACCCACUGUGCAUGGAUACUGGAGGCCCCAGAAGGACACACGAUAACUCUGAGCAUCAUUCAUUUCAACUUAGAGCAUCAUUUAACGUGUGAAGGCGGCUCUGUUACAAUCUUGAAUGGUGGUUCCUUCAACUCCCCGAUCAUCGGCCAAUACUGUGGCCCCACUCCAGCUGAGGAAAUUACGUCUGGCUCAAACAAGUUGUUCAUCUUCUUUAAUUCUGACCACAGUGUGCCACAGGGUGGUUUCUAUGCCACCUGGAAAUCAGAUUCGCUAGGAUGUGGUGGCUAUUUUCAUGCAGAAAGUGGCUCUUUCAAAUCACCAAACUGGCCACAGAAGUUUCCAAGUAACAGUGAAUGCACAUGGAGGAUUCUAGGACACGAGAGCAAACAUUUUGUGAUCACGUUUGAUGAGAAUUUCCAGGUUCCAGAUCCCUCUGAGGACUGUGGGAGUAGCUAUGUGAAGAUCUGGGGUGGAAUUUCAGAAACUGAUGAAAGCUUGUUGGCUACUCUUUGUGGAAACACUGCUCCUCCUAGCCCUGUCAUUGCACCAGCUAAUGUUGUGUCAGUCCGGUUUCAGUCUAAAGGCAGCACCGGAACUGGCUUCUCCGCAUCUUUCACCAACCGAUGUGGGGCCAAUUUUACUUCUUCUACUGGACGUAUUAUGUCACCGAACUACCCAGAUCACUAUGAUCCAAACCUAAACUGUGAAUACUUGAUCAGUGGUGCCAGUCAUCAGCUUACAAUUCUACAGUUUGAAGCAUUCAGUACGGAAGAGGAUUUAUCUUGUGCCCAUGAUAACUUGAAGAUAUACAGUGGGAUUAAAGCAAGCAGAUAUCAUGUUGCUACUCUUUGUGGAUCCGCCAUCCCUGGUCCAAUCAGUACCUACGGCCCAAUGCUAUUGGUCUUCAGUACAGACUAUAUUGAGACGCAAACUGGAUUUGUGGCCAACUAUCAUUUAGCCCCCUGCGGUGGUCGAUUCCAUGGAUCAAAUGGCACUGUCAGCAGCCCAAUUUACUCUCACAAUCAGUACAGCAACAUAAACUGUACAUACCACAUCACUGUUGGGGAGAACAUGAUUGUGCAAUUGAUGUUCACUGAAUUUGGCCUUGGCACUUCAGCAACAUGUACCUCUAACUAUGUGGAUGUCUACAAUGGUCCAAACACUUUUGCACCACUUCUAGGCCAGUUCUGUGGCUCGGAUAUUCCGCCUGUUCUAAGGAGCAUAAACAACUCCAUAUUCCUUGUGUUCAAAACAAAUGCUUUUCAUACUUUCAGAGGAUGGAAGGCUACAUAUAUUGAGAUUUCCGGGGAGUGACAAAUGGAAUUUGAAAAUGUUAAACAAUAAUUGAACCUCUGAGCUUUACUUAAUUUCUCUCUUCCAUAAUGUUCUAUUACAUUCCAUGCAAUGCUUUAAGAUUAAUUUAAUUGCUGAAAGAAAACUUUUAGAUUAAAAUCUCAUCCAUAUUUUUAAUAUUUAGAAAUUUCAGGAUCAUAGUUUUUGAAACUUGUUGUGAUGUUAGGAAUGUAUUUCAAUAUUUAAUUUGGACAAUAAACCAAUGAAACAGAAUAAAAUAAGAAA
Leucoraja erinaceus (little skate) is the source of this 8901-nucleotide messenger RNA. It is a transcript of the gene cubn, whose product is annotated as cubilin (intrinsic factor-cobalamin receptor). NCBI's taxonomy places the organism in Eukaryota, Metazoa, Chordata, Chondrichthyes, Rajiformes, Rajidae. Gene Ontology annotation, molecular function: calcium ion binding. The record is from RefSeq and is a predicted model, not a curated record.